AUGAGCCCACAAAGUGACAUAAAUCUGGAAGAAAGCAGUGACAAGAGCCACCUAGAAACUGGUUUUCCAGGUACUUUUCCCCUCCCCCCUCAGGCUUCAUAAAUGCUUGCAGAAAAAGUAUCUGCAAGGUAUUUUAUAUAUAGAUAUUUAGCGUUUGAAGCCAUAAAUAGCUUUAAAGUGUACCUAGAAAUUGUUAGGACUCGCUAUUCAAAGAUCAGAGGUGAUUUUAGGGUAGUGUGACUGGUACAUGAAAGACGGGGAGGGGGUGCCAAAUUUUAGUGUUGCACAGGACACCGUUGAAAUCUGAGAGCUGACAGGUUGCCACUGCAAAGAUGAAUAUAUCCAACAGUUAAGGGCUCCUCUAGGUGACCUAUUUAUUGAGCAUUCAUCUUGAUUUGCAUGCACAAAGCUUAUGCAGAGGUUAGACUAUGCCUUGUCUUUAUUGAACCUGUUUUGUUUGCAGGAUGCUGAUAUGGCAAUGAGCAUUAACCCUGUUUUGCUUGCAAGGUGUUUAUAUGUUCCCCUAUUAAUCAUUUGUUCAUCCUACACUUUUCAGUGCAUUUCCCCAUCAGUUCCAUAACAGCGAAAAGUCAAUUUUUUAAAAAGUGGAUUUGUUGAACUUGGGCAAUACGUAGAUAUUAUAUUAAACCAGAAAAUAAUAUUAAAGAAACAUCCUUCUCUCAUCUAUCAGAGAAUUUGUGGUUGAGACCUAACAAGAGUGAAGCCUGAAAAGAGCUGCUGAGAAACAAGAGGUAUCAGCAUGCUUGGAUGAGCCCUGCGGUGCAAGCAGUGCCGGAUUUACGUAUAAGCUAAACAAGCUAUAGCUUAGGGCCCCACUCUCUUGGGGGCCCCCCAAAAAAUUAAAAGUGGAAAAAACUGGAUGUACAUUUCCAAAAUUUAAGAUUAAAAACAAAUAAAAUAAAACCUACAUUCAGCAACAGUGUUUUGUGUUGUGUAGGCUCCUAUUUGUUAUGUGCAAAUGGCUUUAGAUACCUAUUAGGACAAUUUGUUGUUGACAAAGGACAGCUGGACAUAUAAAGGGCCCCAUUACCUUCAGUAGCUUAGGGCCUCAUCAAACCUAAAUCCGGCCCUGAGGUGCAAGGCAAUUUCUUAAUUAUACCCAGUGCUUUUUUUCAGGGGUACUCAAGGGUAUGAAGAACCAGCACCUCCUUUUUUGUUGUUGUUAAAAAGUGUGGCUUUUACUAUAACAACUUCAUGGUGAGUACUGGCACCUAUUUUUCUAGGGGGGAAAAGCACUGAUUAUACCCAUAGUCUUGCUUCCACAACAGUAUAUUGUUUUCUGUCAGAUCCACCCUUGAUUAAAACCAAAAACCAAAAACACUUAGCAUGGACUUUCUCACUCACAGAAGCAUUAAGGCACUAGUGGUGAACACUAUAUUGAUAAAACCUGUUUGGUGUUUCGCAACUUUCUGACUAGUUGCAGGACCUUAGCCAGACCUAGCAGAGCACACGCAGAAUCCACGGAAGAAAUUGGCGACUUGGCUGCAGACAGGAUAGACGAAACAGGAACCAGGAACUUGUAGUUAGGUGUUUAUUAUAUACAGUGGACUAUUUACAGGAACAGAACACGGAUCUUUAGCUAGCUCUCUCUGACACGACUCACAACUCCCAACCUCCAACUCCUACACUGACACAGAACAACUGAACCUCUGAACUCUGAACUAAUGCAUUCCAGUUAGUAGGCCAUUAAUUAUCACUCCUUUGAGAGAGCUUGACCAAUCAGGGAGGGGUCUCCAUGUCUCUGUUAUCACCAGGUAGACUUACUCUUUCAGAUUGCCUUCUGGCUGUCUGCCAAACCUUAAUUGACUCUGUGUGAGUAGCUUCACGUACACAGUUUCCCAACACACUAGAGGCGGGGUCUUUUCAGUUUGGUGAAAUUCCCUCCCAAGGGAUGUGCAAUUGGCCCCAUCAGUCCCAGACUAAACUGUUUGCAUCAACUAUUUCCACUGAAAACAUGCUCUAUAUUCAAUUCAUUUUCCAGAAGUGGCUUUUACAUCAUGUGAAAGCUGAAGUAUAAUUUGGAAAUCAACCGUUAGGGACAUGUCAGAAAAGAGAAAUGAACUGCUGUGUGAAUGCAGCCUUAAAUUACCCAGCUGCACCUCUGCCCAUGUAGGCUCUGUUCUAAAGUUUGAGUCAACACAUGGAGGUCAGUGGUGGAGCCAAUGGCCAAAUCCUGCCUCUACCUCUCUGUUUUCAUUGCUACAUGGUUGAAUGCCCGAACAGUCCAUAUGAGUUAUCCAAAAGGAGUACAUAAAACAUGAUCUGUUUGUUAAUAACUUCUUCUUCAUCUCUCAUUAGUCAGAGACUGUGGAAUCUACACACACAUAUAUAAAAAUAAACUCUGUGAAAAUGUGUUUUUUUUAAAAAAAACAUUUUGAAAAACACAUUCGCCACUGUAUAGCUGAGCCCUAUCUUAAAGGUGGUGUGGGGGAUAUUAUUAGUUUGUGCAUUUCAGCAAAGAUCCCAUCUCAUCAGUCACUGUAAUUAGUAGAUUAAAAACUCCCAUCUGCUGCUUUGGUAUUUUAAUCCAUCAGCAGGUUAGAGAAAAAGUACUGUCCUCUAGGAUGGAAAUAGGAAUUGUAUUUUAUUAUUUUGUUAAACGAACCCUAACUUGCAGCAGCAGUUCUGAAGGAAGGUAAGGCCAAAAUUAGCUCUGAAACAGCAUACAAAAGAUGAUUUAUGGGGAGUUAGUUUAAUUUUAAUAAAGUAAUAUAAUCCCUGUUCCUUGCUUUAUAGGUAGGAUUUUGCCCUUCACUUAUAGAAGAAACAGCUUCCUUCUGAGCUCUAUUAACUGAUAACAUUUUUUCCCUACGCACAGACACGCUUGUUAUAAUUCUCUCUGGCUAUGCACAGUUCACUAAACUAAUGAGCUGUUUGAGGACCACAUGCUUUUGGUAUUCUUUUUUUCCCAACGUAUAUGCUGGUAAAAUUCUAAAUAGUACCACUAAAGCCCAAAAAUGUGCAAACAGUAUCCUAUCAGGUGUGCCUCUAGAAAGUAUACCAUAGUGCUAAUGUACACUUUGUGGCUGAUUGUCCUAGGGAUAUCAGAAGGAAAACAGACCCCCCCCAGGACCAACAAAGCUGUGUCUUCAUGUAUCUUUUCUUAAUACAAAGUAUAACUUUGACACCAAGCCCCCGGGUUCCUCCACAGGUUCCCUGUCUCUGAUGGAGAGUUCUUCUGCUCCUCUCAGCUCAUAGCCAUAGCUACUAAAUGGGAUCCUCCUAAAUGAGGGUCCCAGUUGUGUGUGGGCCCCUAAGGCACCGCCACUGGGAGAGCUGUUGCUGGGCAUAGCCCAAGCCUUAACCAUUGGGCCCCAGGAUCGCGCCAGGCUGUUUGGGCCAAUCGGGACAGUUGGCGCGAUUCCUGGGGCCUAUAAAAGCGGCAGCGCGGAGUAACUGAGGGUACUUGCAUCACGCUGCCGAACACCCGCCCUCCCUCCCUAAUUUUAGGUGCUGCUGCUUUGGCCUUGCUUUGGAUUGGGUUGCCUGCUUUGGAGCAGGGGCUGGGUAGGAUUUUUUUCCAUUUGGUAGAUUGGAUGUAGCCACUUGGUUUUCGCCAACACCCUUAGCAAUCGUCACAACUUUGUAAGGUUUGGCGGUUAGGCAUUGGCUUAUUGAAGUGUGUGGGAGGGGAGGUGCGGCCAUUGCCUGCCCCUCCAUGAAUAAGGGUAUUCCGGUAAAGGAAUCUGGGGGUCCUGGAUCUCGUCCGAAGUCUGCUUGAGGGGCUAGGACCAUGCCAGGACCACAGGAACCCCAGGGUGAGGUUCGGUUGGUCUUCAUCGAUGUUGCUUCCUUGUUUGGUGUUUACCCUUUCAGACUACCAGCCAGAGAGGCAGGAGUCAGUUAUAGUCUGUUGCCAAUGCCUAAGCCAACACCGCUCACUUUGCUGUAAUCAAUAAAGUUGUGGCCUAAAUUUUGCCCAAUAACUUAAACUAAAAUUACGUGUCAGUGUGAAGUUAUUUUCAGGGGAAGCGCUUGGGGGCCUCGAAGCACAACCAUUACGGCUAUGUUCUGCCUCCGUGGUUGGAGGCAAUAUGCUUCUAAAUACCAGUUGUUAGAAACUAUAGGAAGGGAGAGUGCUCUUGUGCUCAGGUCCUGCUUGCAGGUUGCCUACAGACAUCUCUUUGGCCACUGUGAAAACAGGAUGGUUGACAAGAUGGGUCAAAGGCCUGCUCCAGCAAGCACUUCUUAUGUUCUUAUGCCAGCUGUGCCAGCACUACGCUUAUGCCAGCACUACGCCAGCUGUGUCAGAUGGAGGUCAGCAAAGGGGAAAGAGCCUUUUUGUUAUGAUGGCAGUGUUACUGUUUGCAGGGACGUUGGCGAUUUAAGACUGCUGUGGGAAUGAGGGCCAAUGAGCAAACCUCGCCCCUGAUCCCACCAGUUCAAUUUCUGCUUAUAGAGAGUUCAGGGGAAAACUGCACAUCUUAGCACAGACUGGCCACCCUGACGUUUUAGCAAAAUAUAAAUACAAGCCAAUGUGAUUGCUGUUUCUAAACAGCUUUAAUGAACCUGCAAGUGCUGUGUCCUAUCAUCAUAAAAAGUGGUGUGGGUGUUUUUUUUGGGGGGGGGGCGGGCGGGAUGUAACUAAAUCUACUCAAACAGUCUCAUAAAGUUGUAUCAUCUGAUCAAAAAGUCCAUUUGGGGAUGAGGGAAAAGAAUCAUCUGUUCCAUUGUCCAAUCCUGCAGCAGGACAUCCUAGACUAGAUGAAACAUCCAGAGAAGAUUGUGUGGUCAUGGGAGCAGUAUACUUACAUCAGCAACAAUGUGUGAAUCAUCAACAUAGGGCUCCUCCAAAUGAGCUGCUUAUUGUGCAUUUCAUUCUGAUUUGCUUACACAAAGCUUACAUGGAAGUUAGAUGAACUCAGCUCUUUACUGAGCAUUCAUUCUGGUUUGUUUGGGGGACAUUAUAUGACAAUGAGCAUUUAUGCUGAUUCAUUCUGAUUUGUUUGUGCUGAGGUUAUAGAUAUUCUCAUCAACUGAUCAUUAUCCCACACUUUUUAUUGCAUUUCCCUGUCAUUUUCCUAACUACGAAAAGGUAUAUUUUUUGUUGCACUAGACUGCUUUAACCCACUUUAAUUGUGACUUGAGAACCACAUCCCUACAAUUGUCGGGAUCCCUCUUCUCCAGAAACCCUAGGAAUUGUAGCUCCGUGUGGGGACUAGGGAGUCUCCUAUCAACUCUCUGAACAAAUGCAGUUCCGAGAAUUCUUCAGGAGAAGCCAUGCCUGUUUAAAGUAGUAUGAUAGUGCUUUAGAUGUAUAGUGUGGAAGGGAUCACAGAGAAGUGGCUUCUUAAAGUUGUACUCAUAGCGUAUCAAAUGCACAAACUGUUGUUCAGCACUAAAUUUCACUCAGCUUCUGGCUAUAAAUGCUGAACCUGACCCUCCAGCCAUUUAUUUGUUCUAGACUUUUAUAUCUCACAUUUCCAUCAUUCAGUGCUCAAGGCAGUUUACAUAAAAUCAUCCAUACCAAUCUCAGACAUCUUUUAUGGUAAAUAUUGCUACAUACAGUUUAUCUUUGGCAAGCUGCAUUAAAAGAGCACUCACUGACUGUAGUAUGGCAGUCCCUUUGUGAUAUUUACCUUUCCUUUUUGUGAUUUUAAAAUCUCAACACAUUGUUUCCUAUAUACAUGGAACCUGUGUCUGGAACAGAUACAUAAUUGUUCUGAAUGUUCAGGUGUGUUAUUAAACAAGUCAAUGGAUCAGCAGUGGAUCUCUAGGCUGAGUUCAGACUCCAGAAUCGUUUUAUUAAUUUAGCAAGAAGUUACUGAGAGUUUUGCCAUUGAUUUGACCAUGCUUGGUAUCUCUUAAAACACAUUUCUGCUGCUUGAUUUGAUUAUUUGUGCUGAGAGAACUUGUUCUCUUUAUUUCCCUCUCAUUCUUAAAGCAAAACUACAGCAGCCAUUUCCGUAUUGUUUAAACCCACCCGAGAGUUUCAACUUAUCAAUUAUCACCACUUUAAUGCCUAUAUUUAAGUUUACACACAAAUUACACUGUAAUGCGGACACUGAUACACUCAUCUCCUGUGGGUGCAUUAACAUUGCAGGCUUUGUCACCUUAUCUUGCUCCGUCACUUUAUUAAAAGUUCUUUAUGGGAAACUACUGUAUAUGUUAGCUGCCUUAUAAGAUUAUAUCUUGACUUUGUUUCAUUUUCCAGCGAUUUAUUACACAGCAGAAUAAAUUCAUAGUCUAAAACCGUCGCGUUUAGGAGAUAAUAUUUUGUCAGCUCAUAUAGUUUUGCAAAUGCUGCUUUUAGAGGUUGUGAAUAAUAUUUUGAAAGGCACUUAAAAGUAUGAAGGGAAUGCUGGAACGAUUGUAUGGACUGCGUCCUCCUCUGACACACUUGUACAAAUUGGGAAAUGAUAUAAGGGAGGGCUAUUUAGAUAGCAUUCCCUAUUUAGCCACAUUUUGUGGAGCGACCUUUUCCAACCUUGUGCUCUUCGGACAGUUUUGGACUACAAUUCCAGCAUCCUUAACCAUUGGCCCCAUUGCCUUUGGCUAAUGGGAGCCCUGCAACAUCUUGAGGGCACCAAGUUUUGGAAGGCUGGUAUAGAGCAGUGGUCUUCAGAUGGUAGGUCGGGAUCCGCUACCUGGUCGGACACAAUAGCAACACUACCACCAUUCAAACAUGUGGGGAAAGGUUAAGAAAUGACUCCCCAGAUGCAUGUUUGGGUUAAAUGUGGGUCUUGAAAAGGCAGAAGUCUAUUGAGAGCAUUUCCUGUUGUCCGGAUCUACUAGGUCCUGGUGCCUGAGUCAGGUGAGGCUUCCUCAGGAACAGAGGGUGAGCCCCUUGCAACUCCACAACAUGCUGGAACUAGGAGUUGACUCUCCCUUGUGAGAAUACCAGAUAAGCAGCUGUGAAAGAGACCUCACAGACCUCACUGAAUCUAUCGACUGCCAUAUGCCUGGGCUCUCACUACACUAUACUACAGUUGUAGUAUACUAUACAAUGUAGUGAGUCCCCAAACCUCUGAAUAUGUGCAGGGAGAUGCAGCGGGGAAGGAAUUGCCAGAAAACAGCUUCGCUUUCCAUUCGACUCCUCAUAUAUAUAUAUAUAUAUAUAUAUAUAUAUAUAUAUGAUUUCCUGUCCAGGGCCAGAUUUAGGUUUGAUGAGGCCCUAAGCUACUGAAGGUAACAGGGCCCUUUAUAUGUCCAGCUGUCCUUUAUCAAUAACAAAUUGUCACUGUUUAUUGUGUUGAAUAUAUGCUAUAUGGUAAUUUAUGGACCUAAUAGGUAUUUAAAGCCAUUCACACAUAACAUAAUAUGUAUUUUAUCAAAGUACAUACAGCUUUUUCCCCCGUUAAUUUUUUGUGGGGGCCCCCAAGAGAAUGGGCCCUAAACUAUAGCUUGUUUAACUUAUACAUAAAUCCAGCACUGUGCCCGUCAUCACAAGAUAUCAGGGUGGUUCACAGUUAAACGAAAACAAUAAAACAAUACACCCCCUUUAGGCAAAAGCAGUCAGGGAUUUAAUUUAACACUCAGUUAAUUUAACACUCAGGUAAUUUAACACUCUUGUGACCCCUUCCACGAAGGAGGCUGCCCACUGUAUCUCUGAAUGAUUUGUUCCUUUUCUUUUGUCUGUAUCUGCACUGGGUGUGACUAGGUCACUUGGUCAAACCCAAUGUAGCAGCAGCCUCAGAAAAGCCCAUUUAUCAUUCCACUCCACUGAUGGAGCCAUCUGUGAUGACAGUACACCACAUCCAAUGUCUCCCACUGCUUUUGCAGAGGAAGCAGGGCCAGCUCCAGCUGAGGAUGUGUUUGAGAGCCAUGAACAGCCUGGGAGUCCAAGAUUCAGUCCUGUCUUGGUAUGUUCCACUGUCACUGUGUUGCAGGGCAUAUAGCAGGGUUGAGGGAACCUGUAGCCCCCUAGAAGUUCCUGAACUCAAACUCCCAUCAUCCUUGACCACUGGCCAUGCUGGCUGGAGCUGAUAUGAGUUGAAGUUCAGCAACAUCUGGAGGAACACAAGUUCCCCAUCCCUGGCAUAUAGUAUAGGGCGAUGAAGGAUAAAUACAAGUUUUAUGCUAAAGAGUGUAACAUAUCUUGCCACUCUUUGUCCCAACAGCGCUGCCCAUUUAUUUAAAUUCUAAAAUUCCUCCAGUUGAUUAAAAUAAUAUGACAAUAUCAUUAAUAUUCUUAAUAAGUUCUUAUUUAGGUGCUCAUUUCCUAUACUUGACACUUGGGGAUUGAAUAAAAUGAUCUGGUUAAUGGUUAAACCUUACCCAAGAAGAAUUUUUAUGUAGAUCUUACAUAGACUCAUCCAUCAGUCUCUUCAUGUAGACAUAUGGGUAAUAAAGGCAUAUUUGCUACAAUUUAUCUUUAAUAAGAGCCAUAUAUUUGAACCAUGGGGAAGAUUCUAAAAGUGGACAAGUUCAUUUUCAGAUUCAGAAUGGAAGUAUAAAAAGCUAUCCAUCUGCCUUAAUUAUGUUGGUGUGAAGGCUUAAAAUUUACUUCCUCUUCAUAAAUGCUACUUAGAAUUUAAUUUCAGGUGUUCUGCAUGGAGUGCAUUGGCAAAUAGCAUUGCAUGGAAAAUAAAGGCACACAAAAGUUAUUAUUUCAGAGACAAUCCAGCUCUUUCUGUGAUCCAUAUUUUAAAAGGUUGUGGCAAAGAGGCUAAGGGCUGCUUGUUGCUUUAUUUAAAGCAUUGUGAGAAUUGAAAUGGCUAACUGUGUGUGAAGAGCUUUAGGUUCUGCAGAUAACUUGGUGUUAAUAGUUAUAAUAACUCUGUCUGAAGCCAUAAAAUUCUAAGUUCCACAACUGUAGUGUUAGUGAGGCCUAUGAAAAGGGUCAGAGUGCCACCUCUGAAUAAUAUUGCUACAAUCCAGGCACUUUGGGGUAGUUGUCCCUUGGCCUGAAGCAGCAAUUCAUGCCUCAUUCAUUAGUUAUGAUUUAAUUGUGCUAACUUACAUUGCUGAAUAUUCUGGAAAUCUGAAACCGAUAUCUAUUUUGGGUCCUCCUGAAUGACAGAGGUGAAUCUAAAAGACCUGAAUUGUCAUGUGCUAGUUAUCUUGUAUAUAAAAAAGUAAAGGUAAAGGGACCCCUGACCAUUAGGUCCAGUCGUGGCCGACUCGGGGGUUGCGGCGCUCAUCUCGCUUUAUUGGCUGAGGGAGCUGGCAUACAGCUUCCGGGUCAUGUGCCCAGCAUGACUAAGCCGCUUCUGGCAAACCAGAGCAGCGCACUGAAACACUGUUUACCUUCCUGCCAGAGCGGUACCUAUUGAUCUACUUGCACUUUGAUGUGCUUUCGAACUGCUAGGUUGGCAGGAGCAGGGACCAAGCAACGGGAGCUCACCCCGUCACAGGGAUUCGAACUGCCAACCUUCUGAUCGGCAAGUCCUAGGCUCUGUGGUUUAACCCACAGCGCCACCCGUGUCCCUAUUUUGUAUAUACUCUGGCACUAUUCAAUUAGAAAUCCCAGAAGGACAAUAGUUAAGAGAAAACACCACUGUGCUUUUCAUGUGCUUUAUGGGGGGGAACCACAGAGAAAUAUGCACAAGUUCUUUUUUCAUUAAAAUUUGCCCUUUAGAGAGAGGAAAAAGUAGUUAAUAACAACCACAUUAGGUCCUGAAUCAGAGCAGGGCUGUGGUAUUAGCAGAGGAUUUUGUUAAAAGCUCCCUAAGCCAAUGUUAUUUACCCAUUUAAAUUGUCACAGUCAAUCACCGAAGCUGCUGUUUGCUUUAUAGGACCAUAGUGGUAUAGGCCACUCCCAUCUGUGCCAAGCAAUAGCAAGAUUCCAGGGGUCUUGGCACUUAAGCAGGUUAGAUCUUCCCUAGGUUAUAUCUUUGCAUUCUAAGAACGUAAGAUGAGUCUGCUGGAUUUCGCCAAUGGCCCAUCUAGUCCAGCAUCCUCACAGUGGACUACAAGAUGCCUGUGGGAAUCCUACAAGCUAACCAAAAGCCACAGGUUCCCCGCCUUUGUUCUCUCUCUCUCUAUAUAUAUAUACCGGUAAUUCCUAUGCUCUUGGCAAAUUUUAUUCUGUUUCUCAGAGCUUCAUACCUGUGUCCUGUGCACAGUAUAUACAAUAGCGUCGGAGUUUAAAUGUAAUCAUAUUUUAACAUGGCUUUGAGAACAGCAUUAAUAGCUGGCAAUAUCAGCUUCCAAAGAACAGCUCAGGAGACUACAAAGAAAAUAGACCCAACAUGUUUUAGCUUAAGAUAAUGGCUCUCAAGAAGAGCUGCUGUGGUCCAUCUUCAUGUGGUAAAUAGGUGCAUAUACACCAUCCUGAUACUGCAUUUACUUCAGAAUAAAUAGACAAUUAACUAGACGGCUAUAAGCCUGCUGAAAUCAAUUCCUAAAAGCCCCCUGAAACUGAAUUUUCUAUCAUUCCAAGAAGCAAAGACUGAUUAUAUUAUACAAAUCUAAGGGCAGGCUUAAAUAUUGAUUCCUACAGUGGUCCUCUAUUCUUUUCCAAGUUAAUUUAAUAAAGCUGUCACCUUUUAUAACAUCUUUGGCUCCUGGUCUUCUCUUUGUGUUUUCAGUGCAGGCCUGCUGGCUUCGGGUCAAACAAGGCACAGUAUUAAAUGUGUCUUUGCAUUUAACAUAAAUAUUUGUUUGGUUUUUAAAAUGUGAAUAGCAACAACUGGAAGCGGGGCUGAUAACAGUCAAGAUCAGAGCAGGCAGGGAGGAGAUUUAGCCCUUUCCUCUCCUAUUGUGAUCCAUCCUCCGAAGUUAAUAUGUGAAUUGGAAGGAAAUCCUCCAUUGGCACCCAUGCAAAAAUGUAUAUGGUAGUUCAUACCUUAUUCCUUCUUUACACUGGCAUAGAAUCUGAAUGGGGCCUGAUAAAGUGCUCCUGUUUGUUGAGCUGUCGGAUCUGGCCAUGGUGACGCAUGCCUUAAUUACAUCCUGGUUGGACUACUGUAAUGUUCUCUACAUGAGGCUGCCUUUAAAAAAUGUUCAGAAGUUUCAGAUGGUCUACAAUGCUGCAGCCAAGACAACUGACUGGGGCUGGUUGCAGGGAGCAUGUUACUCCCUUAUUACAGCAACUUCACUGGCUAGCGGUCCAAUUCUGGGCACAAUUCAAAGUGCCGGUUAUUACCCAUAAAGCCCUAUAUGGCUUGAGGCUUGAGUAUACAAACCUGCCCAGGUGCUAACCUCCUCAGAAGAGCACCUUCUGUCAAUGCCAUCAACAUCAGAAGCAUAGUUGGAGGUGAUGAGUGAGAGAGCCGUUUCUGUGGCUGCUUCCAUAUUACCCAAUUCCCUCCUAAGAGAGGUUAGUCAGACUCCUUCUUUGUUAUCCUCCUGCCAGCAGGCUAAGACCUUCUUGCUCAGACAGGCUUUUGGAAAUUAAGGUGCAGAAAAUGCUGAGCACCAGGCCAAACUGUUUUUAACUGCUAAUUUAAAUGUGUUUUCAUGUAUUUUAAUUAUUGUUUUUAGUUAGUUUGAUUUUAUUACAUUGUAUUUUAUAGUGUUGUUUUAAAAUGUUGUAGGCUGCCUUGAAUCUCCACUUGGGAGAAAGGUGUGAUAAUAAAUAAUAACAAUGAUAAAUAAUAAACCACUUCGGUUUUCCAGGCUCUUAAACGUGAGGUUUCACUUGUCAUUAAAAACUCACCACAACUGCAUUGAAUAAAUUCACCUUUUUAGUAAAUAAAUCCUGCUUUGUAAUUCAUUUGAUAAAUUAUAGGGUUUGUACUUGACUGAAAACUUCUAAUUAUUUGGUCCCGCUUAUCUUUAUUCGUUCCCUGGCAGAUGGUGAUUUUGUAUUAUGUGCACUGACCAUAUGAUUGUCAAGUGAUCCAGAAUAUGUAUCUUUUCACACUUUGUUUUUUCUCUCUCUCAUUUUUAAACUCAGCUGUUCUUUUUAUUCAGCUGUUUCCUUUAAUCUGGGCCAUUUAUGUGGCAAGUCUCUGUGAGAAAUUCACUUGCAGCAUGUCAAGCAUGUCAUUACAGGGGCAGCAUGUCCCAUUUUACCACUUAAGGUGAAACUGGAAGUGAUGACACACCCUGUUGCCACCAUGCCAUGCCAUGCCACCUGCUGCACCACCACCAGAGAAGCAGUGCCCUGCUGGUGA
This is a messenger RNA of Podarcis lilfordi (Lilford's wall lizard), 12023 nucleotides long. NCBI's taxonomy places the organism in Eukaryota, Metazoa, Chordata, Lepidosauria, Squamata, Lacertidae. The record is from the annotation of a GenBank genome assembly.